Molecule: messenger RNA, 1851 nt
Organism: Podospora anserina S mat+
Lineage: Eukaryota; Fungi; Ascomycota; Sordariomycetes; Sordariales; Podosporaceae
Exons: 2
Biological process (GO): electron transport chain
Cellular component (GO): mitochondrial inner membrane
Molecular function (GO): iron-sulfur cluster binding; electron-transferring-flavoprotein dehydrogenase activity
Source: RefSeq, a predicted model, not a curated record
AUGUCGGCCUCUUCAAGACUCACCUCGACCCUCUACCGGCGGGCAGCCGCAACUGCAACCCCCCCCUCUCUCACAGCUACCUCGACGACAAGGGUACAGACACCACAGCUCGCGCGCGGGAUUAGGGGCAUAUCAUCCACAACCCCCAGCAGGUUACGACCUACCACCCUCUCCCGCUCAACCUAUCCCCUCCAAAGGACAGCCGCCACCCUCCCUACGCUCCCCUCAACCCGUCUAUACUUUUCCACCUCCGCAGAAGAAGACUCCUUCGACCCAGCCUCCAUCGACCGCGAAUCCGACGAAGUAGACGUCUGUAUCAUCGGCGGCGGCCCCGCAGGCCUCUCCGCCGCAAUCCGCCUCAAGCAACUAGCCAACGCCGCCGGCAACGACGACUUCCGCGUCCUCCUCCUCGAAAAAGCCGGCGAGAUCGGCGCCCACAUCCUCUCCGGAGCCGUCAUCCAACCCACCGCCAUUGACGAGCUCAUCCCCGAUUGGCUUUCCGAAGACAAUGAAAACCGCUUCACCGGCGCCACACCCGCGGGGAAGGACUCGAUGAGCUUCCUGACCAAAAAAUGGGCCAUCCCCUGCCCUACUCCGCCUCAGAUGCAUAACGACGGGAAUUACAUCGUUUCCCUUAACGAAUUCACCAAGUGGCUAGGGGAGCGGGCGGAGGAGGUCGGGGUAGAGGUUUAUCCCGGUUUUGCGGCUAGCGAGGUUCUUUACAAGGCUGAUGGGUCGGUCAAGGGUGUCGCGACGAAUGAUCUGGGGAUUGGGAGGAAUGGGAAGCCAAAGGAUAGUUUUGAGAGGGGGAUGGAGUUUCAUGCUAGGGUUACGCUUUUUGGGGAGGGGUGUCAUGGGUCGUUGACCAAGCAGCCGCAGACUUAUGGGCUGGGGAUUAAGGAGGUGUGGGAGGUGAAGCCGGAGAAGUUUGAGAAGGGGAAAAUUGUGCAUAGUAUGGGGUAUCCGCUGCCGAUGGAUACGUAUGGGGGUGCGUGGAUGUAUCAUUUUGGGGAUAAUCUUGUUUCGGUUGGGCAGGUGGUUGCGUUGGAUUAUAACAACCCGUGGCUGUCGCCGUAUGGGGAGUUUCAGAAGCUGAAGCAGCACCCGCUUUACAGGAGUGUGCUGGAGGGGGGGAAGUGUAUCUCUUAUGGUGCUAGGGCGUUGGUGGAGGGGGGGUUUCAGUCGAUUCCCAAGGUGGCUUUUCCGGGAGGGGCGCUGAUUGGGGAUACGGCUGGGUUUGUUAACGUGCCCAAGGUGAAGGGGACGCAUAAUGCCAUGAAGAGCGGUAUGUUGGCUGCCGAAGCGGCGUGGAACGCGCUGCAGGUUCCGGAUAACAACUCCAUUUUCCUCUAUGACUACGAGGAUGCCCUGAGGAAGUCGAGCAUCUGGAAGGAGCUGAAAGAAGUGAGGAACAUGCGCCCUAGUUUUCAUUCUCCUCUGGGAAUCUACGGCGGGAUUCUGUAUUCCGGCCUCGAGGCGUUUGUUCUGAAGGGACGUGUCCCCUGGACGCUGAAGCACAAGACGCAGGACCACGCCGCGACCAAGGACGCGAAGGACUGCAGCAAGAUUGAGUACCCCAAGCCCGACGGGGAGAUUACGUUUGACAUCUUGACCAGUGUGAGCAGGACGGGGACGAACCAUGAGGAGGACCAGCCAGUGCAUCUGCAGGUCAAGGACUGGGAGAAGCACACGAGGGAGACGUGGCCGAGGUGGAAGGGGUUGGAGAAUAGGUUCUGCCCGGCGGGGGUGUACGAGUAUGUGGAGGAUGAGGGGAAGGAGGAGGGGGUGAGGUUUCAGAUCAAUGCGCAGAAUUGCAUUCACUGCAAGACCUGUGAUAUUAAGGCGCCGAGG